Messenger RNA from Sorghum bicolor (sorghum), 465 nucleotides. RefSeq lists its product as uncharacterized. The transcript has 3 exons. NCBI's taxonomy places the organism in Eukaryota, Viridiplantae, Streptophyta, Magnoliopsida, Poales, Poaceae. The record is from RefSeq and is a predicted model, not a curated record. Bases 1 to 465 code for a protein of 154 amino acids.
AUGUACGCCGGCAGACGAGUCGGCGCCGACAUCCGCGCUGCGAUGGUCGGUGGAGACGGACGGCGCGGAGGCGGGCUGUGCGCAGCCUGCUCGGAAGACGGCGUCGGCAUCGGGUACCGAAUUGGCGACUGCGGAUCUAUGCCCAGUGACAGCCAUUGGCUGGCCACCAUGGAUGGUGGCGGUGGUGGGCACGGGCCGUCGCCGUGGAGCGGGCACCGAGGCCGGGGUGGAGCCGGCAAGGCGAGGACCGGCGCUGGAGGCGCCGGUGGAGUUGGUGGCCUCGAUGGUGGUGCCGCGGGCGGAGCCGCGGAUGGCGCCGCGGGCGAGGCCGUGGACGACACCACCGAACGUCGUGACGGAGGGCCGACGUUUGCAUGGUGCAUCGAUCACUACUGGGACGUCAUUGCAAACCAGCGCAUCGGCAAGGGCCCAAGGUACUCAAUCAUCAGGUGCCGAACCCCCUAG